CUGAAGCCCAAAACUCCACUUCACUUUGCAUCAACAACAAAGUCGACAUUUCCUGACUUUCUUGUCCCUAAUUACUGGGCCAUAAGAGAAACUUGGGCGCUAGAUAGAGACAUACCUCAAAAAUGCACGAGAUCAUCACCCUGCAACUGGGGCAGCAGAGCAACUAUCUUGCCACUCACUUCUGGAAUACCCAAGAAUCAUACUUCACCUACUCAGAGAACGACGAGCCCCUCAUCGACCACGAUGUGCACUUCCGCCCCGGGCUCUCCCCAGAUGGCAAAACGGAGACUUUUAUGCCGCGGACGGUGAUCUAUGAUUUGAAGGGUGCGUUUGGUUCGAUGAAGAAGAUCAAUGCGCUUUAUGAAAUCGAGGGCGAGGAGCCUGAUCCCACCCAGUUGGACUUGAACCCGACGGCGUCUGGAGUAUGUAGGCCCGGAAAGACAGUCCUCCAAAAGGCCGACCCAAUUCAGCCUUCACCCUACACAGAAGCUCUGAACUCUGGCCUCCCACCUCCCAGACCUACCCCCGACACAGUGAGAUACUUUUCUGAUUUCUCGCGGUUGUACUACCACCCACGGUCAGUCGUGCAGCUGAAUGAGUUUGAGGUAGCGUCGACGAUCCAGCCUUUCGAGCAGUUCAGCACUGGAGAGGAGUUGUUUAGGGAGCUUGACAAAGAGCACGAUCUCCUGGACCGCGAUCUGAGGUAUUUCGCCGAAGAGGCAGAUUUUAUGCAGGGAUUUCAAGUGUUUAUGGGGGUAGACGAUGCUUGGGGAGGUUUUGGAUCCAGAUACCUGGAGAGGAUCAGGGAUGAGUACGGCGCAAAGAUAGCUAUCUGGACUUGGGGGCUAGAAUCACCCAAAACCAUGUCACGGGAUAAACGUCUCCUCCGCCUAGCCAAUGUAUCCCGCUCCUUCACCGAGCUCUACACCCACUCCUCCAUCCUCGUCCCCCUCUCCCUCCCCUCCCGCUUACCCCCCUUCCUCACCAACUUCGACCCCACCUCCCCCUGGCACACAACAGCUUUGUUCUCCUCGGCAGUAGAAUCCGCCCUCCUCCCCUCCCGUCUCCGAGGCCAAAAGAAGGAAACCCUCAACACCAUCAUCGAAAUUCUGGAUCUAACCGGCAAGCAAAAGGUUGCCGGGCUACAAUUCUCAAUCAACUCCUCCCCCAUCAGUGACUUUUCCGAGGGGAUCCAACUCGACAUUAGACUUUCCUCCUCAGCAGCAGACCAAAUAGACGUCUACUCCAUUCGAAACCAAAACCAAAGAACACCAAGAGUCUUCAGCCAGCUGCUCACCUCCCGCGGGUUCUCCCCCUCGGAAACAUCUGGCAAAGAAGGCGAGGAACUCGAUGAAAAAGGCCGACGUAUCCGCAAGAGCUCUUACGAGCCGAUAACCAAGACUUAUGCCACUGAGCUGGCGUUCCCGAUUUUGGAUUCGUUUCCCGAGAUUUUCACUGUUGAAAAGGAUGAAGAGGAGGAGAAGGAGGGAGCGGAGGUCAAGGUCAAGAUCACAACCAGCUUGUCGACCGACUCGAGCGUCUGUACUAGGUUGAGAAAGCUGAAAGACACGGUGAUCAAGAGCAUAGGGCUGGAGGACAGGGAGAUGCUGGGGAAUGAUUUGGCGGAAAUGGCGGAGGAGUACCAUGAGGGCUGGAGUGGUGGGAGUGAUAGCGGGGAGGAUGAUUGAUCUCUCGAUGUAAACAAACACCAAAGAAGAAAAACAAUUUGAAAAGUCGUGGUGGUUGAUUCUUUUCGUGUCAGGAUAGCUUCUAACAAAAAAAAAAGGUUGUAAGAAAGGACAACAACCAAAAAGUCGAGAAAAAAAGCAAAAAGCUUACCGGCCAACCUUUGAAGGUGGCCGGCUAUGAAAACCCUCUGGGAAGGUUUUACUUCGGAAUCAAACUCGGGGGUUAUAGGUCCCGCGGCUGGGGGGCAGGCGGGAACAGCAGCUUUUACACCUUGACCAUUUGACCUGACCACAAAGUGGCGCCCCGGUCAAGAUGUUCGAGCUGCUGUUGGAAGGAGUAAAAGGGACCUAGUAUAUAUACCGUGGUUGGGUCUUUCCUUCUCAACAUUUGGCCCCUUCCUUUUGGACGUUGGCUCCUUCCUUCUGACGGUGGCUCCUUCCUUCUCAACAUGAGCUCCCAGAGUCGUCGAGUUAAUGAAUAACCCGAGUUACCAACGGUCUACUGACUCUCCGUAAACACUAAGGGAACAGAGCAGGGCGAGCUCCCUCGAAGGGGGGUGUGUGUACUUUCGUGAAUGGUGUAUCUUCAUGCUAUCAGGGCAGAAAAGAUCAAUGGUGUUAUCGACAAGAGUAUUGCGAGGAUUAACCACACAGAGUGAAACAAUCAAGAGCAUGUAUGUCGCAAACCGGUAACCGUGUUAUGCUAUUCUCAAUGCUACACAGAAAAGAGCCAUGAUUACCUCUACCCAAACCAAAAAGAAAACAAAAACGCUACGCCUGGCUAUAUCUACUGUAAUACUCCUACAACGACAACAACACACCAAUGCAAGCCGCUCAUCAACCCAGACGCCUCUCAUGUCCCAUAUUUCAUAUCCCAUAUCAGCCAUGUACCAACCUGACUUCUCAAAUCAUCAACCCAUCAAGCUGUAGUAUAACCCAACAGCCCAUCCACCUCCACAAACCACUCCUCAGGGUGCCCAUCCCUCCCGGUCAUCUCCGCCUCCUUCACAUCAACCACCAUCUUCUCCCUCAGCUCCCUAGUAAUCUCAUCCACAUCCACAUCCAAAUACCUCCUCAAAAACCCUCCGACCUCAAUAUUCUCCACAUUUCCCCUGAUAUCCUCCGUCCCCGG
Molecule: messenger RNA, 2820 nt
Organism: Podospora bellae-mahoneyi
Lineage: Eukaryota; Fungi; Ascomycota; Sordariomycetes; Sordariales; Podosporaceae
Gene: DML1
Product: mtDNA inheritance, partitioning of the mitochondrial organelle
Exons: 4
Coding region: 123-1688 (521 amino acids)
Biological process (GO): mitochondrion organization
Cellular component (GO): cytoplasm; mitochondrion
Source: RefSeq, a predicted model, not a curated record